This is a messenger RNA of Dermatophagoides farinae (American house dust mite), 1557 nucleotides long. RefSeq lists its product as uncharacterized. The record is from RefSeq and is a predicted model, not a curated record. NCBI's taxonomy places the organism in Eukaryota, Metazoa, Arthropoda, Arachnida, Sarcoptiformes, Pyroglyphidae.
AAUCAGACACUAGAUGAUUAUCAAAUGUUUAUGAAUGGAGAAAUCAUAAUGGAUAUUGAUCAUAAUCGAUUAUUAAUUAUUAAUAAAUUUGAAUAUCAUCUUAUUGGUAUGAAAUUGAAAUCAUCACCAAGUACAAUAUUACUUCUGAAGAAUGGUUCGAUUCAAUGUCAAUCGGAUAAUAAUACUAAUGGACCAUUUUGUCAUAUGUUAUCCACACGAAUUGUAAUGAAUUUUUUCGAUGGUAAUCAAUGGAAUUUUGUCGAUCAGAAUGGUCGACUUUAUCAAAUUGAAAAACAUCAUUUUGACGAACAAUCAUUACCAUAUAUGGCCAACAUUGCAACGGUAAAAAGUUAUAUCAGAACCAUUUUCAAAUAUUUUGAAUGCAAUGAUUAUGAACGUAAUAAAAAAUCGACUAUCAAUGGAUUGGAUAAUAAAACAAAUGUAAUGAUUAUGAUUGGUAUAGCCAUUGCUAUUGUUUUACAAAUGAUUGUUUUGUUGAUAUUAUUUAUAUGGUGUUAUUGGUAUCGAAAACGACGAAAACAAAGGCAACAAUUGUUACAAUUUAAAAAAAGAUCUAAAGAAGAAGAAAGGUCAUUUUCAUUGAAAAAAACACCAAAAUCAAAAAUGGCUAAAUCACCUUUCAAAGCAAUACUUGAACCACAAACACUUUCACCAUUUUUAUCAACAACUACAACUAGUUAUCAACAAUAUGGUUCGACUCCAUCAACCACUUUAUCAUCGAAACAGAUGAUGGGUGAUGAAUUCUGUAGCCAAACGGAAACAUUUCGUGAAAUAACGGAAAAAUCUGUUUCGAAAUCGUCGAAAAAGAAAACUAUUAUUCCUAAUAAAAAAUGGUGGUCAAAACGAUCUCAAUCGCCACCAAAACAACAACAACCAUUAUUGUCAUUGGGGGAUGAAAAAACAAGAAAACAAAAAAUCGAAUUGAUUGAAAUUAUUGAUGAACCGAUGAAAACAAUGCCGGUACUGCCAAAAAUGACAAACACAGCAGUAGCAAUAACAUUAUCGGAUUAUUUUGGUGGUGGUGGCGGUAAUAAAAAACCGGCAACGAUUGAUAAGAAAACAAUGGAAACUUCCGAACGACGAAAUCGAUCACCACCAACUUUAUUACCUGGUCAUCGGGAUCGAAAUCGAAAUCUGGAACGUAAACGUUCGAAAGAGAAAGAGGAUAGUCUAAAUGAAAUUAAAAAAAAUCGUAUAGACGAUAUAAAAGUUAAACAACGACGUCGUGAACGACAAUUAAUUAAAGUUAUUAAAUUAUUAGCCAAAGAUUCGAAUGAUCUUCGACAACAACGGCGACGAUUACGUGGUAAUUACGUUGAUGAUGUUGACGAUGAUGAUGUUGAUAAUGAUUUUGAACAAACACGAACCACAACGGAACGACGUACAUUAACCAGUUCAAGAGAGCAAACCGAUCCGGAAUUAGUACGUGAUCUAUUGAAUAAUCUAGAUCGUCAUCGUGAACGUAAACGACGACGACAACUACAACAACAAAAACAAAAUAAAAAAUAAAAAUUUUAAAAUCAAAAAUUAUCUUUC